Messenger RNA from Seriola aureovittata, 2699 nucleotides. It is a transcript of the gene fgf24, whose product is annotated as fibroblast growth factor 24. The coding region runs from base 1164 to 1796 and encodes 210 amino acids. NCBI's taxonomy places the organism in Eukaryota, Metazoa, Chordata, Actinopteri, Carangiformes, Carangidae. The transcript is spliced from 5 exons. Gene Ontology annotation, molecular function: type 2 fibroblast growth factor receptor binding; growth factor activity; type 1 fibroblast growth factor receptor binding. The record is from RefSeq and is a predicted model, not a curated record. Gene Ontology annotation, cellular component: cytoplasm. Gene Ontology annotation, biological process: embryonic heart tube development; limb morphogenesis; neuron differentiation.
GAAAUUAAAUGAAAACUUGGUCCAAUCAAACUGAUAAAUGAAUAAAUAAACAAAAUAUAGUUCAUAUCCAAUUAGAUGCAGGUCAUUUAAAUCAGGUUGCCAUGUCCGUAUCAAUUAAAUCCUCUCCCAAACUUGAAAAAUUACAACUGGAAAGAAACAAACACAAAAAAAAAAACCCCAAAAAAACCAAAGCAAAAGUCUCUUCAUCUCCUUGUUCUACUUCUGCUCUGCGCUGCGCUUUGCCCACCGAGAGGAAAAAACCCUCUCCAAGCUGAUGGUCUCUCCAAGAUUACCCUAUCAGGUGCAAACCGCUGACAUGUUUCCACCCACCAACAACAAAAAAGCCUCUCUGUGCCCAAAUCUCAAGCCACAGACGCACAAACACCACUGACAGGCACUGCUGCGCCAUCAUCAGCCCCCAAAAAGCCUCUCCAGGGAUCCGCUGCCGCUGCUGCCACUGCGAUUUCCACACAAAAACACAACUUUUUUUUUUUUUUUUUUGUGUAUGCUUGGAUAAGUUUGUUUGCCCACUUUUUUAGCGACUUGUUUUUUCUUUUUCUUUUUCUUUUUUCGGUGGAAGGGCGUUUUUAUUAUCCACCGCUGUUAUUUUUUUUCUCCUCCGCAGCACUUGGUAGAAUAAAAUGACCCAUGCAAGGUGUGUGAAUCCCCCGCAGGUACGGACGGAGCUGAGGAGCCUGUGAUCUCUGGAGCAGCAGGAUUGGGAUUGUGGGACAGCUCGCUCAGGCUGUAGGUGCAAAACUCGAAGGAUAUUCUUUUUAAACGAGGAGAUUUUUUUUUUUUUUUGGAGAGGUCGAACACUGAAUCCUUUGCACGCUUGGCACCGAUUUACGGAGACGUUGCGGGAUUUCGAGGAGCUGAGAAAAAUAAUCUUCUGGAUAAUUCACCCCCCCCCCCCCCACCUCCCCCCACCCCCAACAAGGAAGCACCUAAUGUUGCACUCCGUGACUCUGCUACUGCUCUCCGGCGAUCUAUCCUUACACUGGGAUUCAAUCUCCUACUUACCCCCGGAGGUGUGUGCGUAAAGGACGCGCAAGAGGAGCGAAAGCGAGAGACAAGAGAGAGGGGGGCGAUUUCGCCAACCUUUCCUGGGGCCCUAAAUCUGUGGAAGCAGGUGUAUUUCAGGUGUAUUUCUGCAAGUCAAGAUGUCUCUGCUGCCUUCGAGGUUCAUAUACCUGUGUUUACAUUUUCUGGUACUCUAUUUCCAGCUACAGGAGUCCCAGCAGAGCUCUGCUGAUUUCAGGUUUUACAUCGAGAACCACACCAGGAACCCGGACGACCUGAGCCGGAAGCAGGUCCGGAUCUACCAGCUGUACAGCAGAACCACGGGGAAGCACGUCCAGAUCCUGGGGAAGAAAGUCAACGCCAACGGAGAUGAUGGGGGCAAGUAUGCUCUUCUUGUGGUUGAGACAGAAACCUUUGGGAGCCACAUCCGAAUAAAAGGAAAAGAGAGCGAACAUUACAUCUGCAUGAACGAGAAAGGCAAAAUAGUCGGAAGGCCCGAUGGAAGGAAGCAGGAGUGCGUCUUUGUCGAGGAAUUCCUGGAGAACAACUACACAGCUCUCGUGUCGGCCAAGUACAAAGGAUGGUACCUCGGCUUCAACCGGAAGGGGCGGCCCAAGAAAGGCUCGCGGACCACGCAGAGGCAACAGGAAGUCCACUUCAUGAAGCGGCAGCCAAAGGGCAGGGUGGACCCGCUGGAGGAGUUUCGUUUCACCACAGUAACUAAGCGGACACGAAGGGCUCGGCGAUUAAAACCCAACCCCAAGAGGAACUGAUGGGACCAAUGGGACAGCACUAAUUUUCCUUCGAGGGGGAGGAAAAAAACAAAAAAAACAAACUGUAACUGAAAAUCUCAAGCUUCUUGUCUUAAAAGAAUCACCUUAAAGACUUCACUUCUGUAAAAGAAAAAGACAGACAAAAAGAACAAAAAAAAAAAACAAAAAAAAAAGUCAAAGAUGUUUUAUUUUUGUAUUUCAGGAUGACUGAAUAUUUCCUAACUCUUGGAUUCUUCUGGGUUGAUGUCAUUGUGCUAACGUGUCUGUCAUGUUAUUUAUACUGGAUAAACUAAAGGACUUCUGAGAGAAUUCCUGUCGCCGUCGUCCUCAGCUACGUUUGAACUGCAAGCUGAAGGCAUACUUUCUUUUUGACAGUGUGGGGGCUGAAGCAGGAGCGGACGCAAUGUUAUAAAAAUCAGCCAACUAGAGAUUUAUUGGAAUACCUGUCGGUUUUUGUUUGUGUUGCCCCUGACAACGCGGAUCCCAUACUUUCCACUGGAAUCAGACACCAUGGAGACGGGAACGGAGAGAGAGAGAGAGAGAGAGAGAGAGAGAGAGAGAGAGAGGUGGCAGUCGCAGGUGACACUGUGCUGCCGGGAUAACUGUGUAGCUUUGAGUGCAAUAUUUUACAGGUCUCUCUCUCUCUCUCUCUCUCUCUCUCUAUCUCUCUCUCUCUCUCUCUCUCUCUCUCUUUUUCCAUAUGUCUCUCAACCUCAGCUUCACUCGUUGGCUCCUGGAAUGCGCUGAACCCUCCGAGUACUGUGUGUGAUUUCCUUGACAUUUCCAUGCAGCUUGUGAUUCAGCUAAAACACGACAUGCUUUGACUAGUCAGGCACCAGCCGUGGCUUUAGUCUUGUUUAAACAGUAAAAAAAAAAAAAAAAAAAAAAAAAAAAAAAAGAAAA